UUUCUCCCUCACACGUUAAUACUAAGGUAUAGUCAAAUCUCGUAAAAGAAUUCUCCCGUGCCUCAAAACAAAUAUGGCCGAAGAGGAAUACUUGCUACACGCAAGUGUUUUUAAAAACGAUUUUCCUCGUGUCGUGGAGCUUUUAAAAACACAUGAUGUUGCUCAACGUGAUAAACACGGCAAUACACCAUUGCAUCUUGCUGUCAUUCUUGGACACAAAGAAUGUAUCAAGCUUCUCUUAGAUCAUGGCUCUCCAAUCCGAAUAAAAAAUUGUUUAGGCUGGACACCUUUGGCAGAAGCUGUGAGCUAUGGUAACCGAAAAACAAUUAAAACUUUACUUCAUACACUCAAGCAGCAAUCUCGAAAUUCACUGGAGGAAAAAUGGGCCCUACAUAUUCAAGCACUGCGAAAUUUAGGAGACUUUUAUUUGGAAUUGCAUUGGGACUUUCAUAGUUGGGUGCCAUUGGUGUCAAGAAUUCUACCAUCAGAUAUCUGUCAAAUUCGUAAAAAGGGUGCCUAUAUAAGAUUGGAUACUACUUUAGUUGAUUUUAAUGGUAUGAAUUGGGAGCGUGGUGACAUCACAUUUUUGUUUAAUGGGAAUCAACAUUUGUCAAAACCACUUCUAGUCAUGGAUAACAAAGCCAAAAGCUUCCAGUGGAUACGCAAUGAGGAAACAGAUACUGAUCUUGAAGAUGAAGUGGACCUCCUUAUGAGCAAUGACAUUGUUGUCACUCAGAUGUCAACUAAAAAUAUUACUUUCCAUCGCAUGAAAAGUGGUUGGUUAUUCAAAGAAGACAAAACAGAAUUAGUAGGGUCUUUUGCUGCUGAUUACUAUAGUAUAUGUGGACUAAUUUUAGAAUCUAGGAAAAGACGAGAACAUUUAACUUUAGAAGAUUUACAGAGAAAUAAAGCUCUUCAUGAAAAUUUCUGCAAAGGAGCGAUCAUGGAUGAUAUAGGACAGACUGGAAAGCAACCAGAAAGGCGUUGUUCUUUGGCUCCACCGCCAAAGCCAUGUGUAAAAUGGGGAGAAUACAUACAUUCCUUUCCUGGCAAAUUUCCUUGUUUAGGACGUACUCCGAUAUCAAAAGAAAAUAGUAAAACCUACAAAGCAACUGUUGCUAUGAGUGAAGAUUUUCCAAUGGCAGUUGAAGCGUUAUUGGAUGUACUUGAAGUUAUUGCUCCUUUUAAACAAUUUCAAAAGUUGAGGGAGUUUAUGAUGACCAAAUUACCGGAUGGUUUUCCCGUAAAACUUGAGUUGCCUGUUUUCCCCACAGUCACAGCAACAGUCACUUUUACUAAAUUUGAGUGGGUUGACGACCUUGAUGAUAGCUUGUUUGCAGUACCAAAUGAUUAUCAUGAAGAUCCACAACGUUUUCCUGACCUAUGAUCUUAACAAUAUAAUCAUAUGAUUUUUAUACUCUCAUCUCUAAGUCUAUAUUCAAUGCAACCUAAAAAUACUUUAUAUACUUUUAAAAAGAUAUGAAAGAGUGGCAUAAAAUGAAAGUUCAGAACUAAAAUGUGAAAGCUGACAUCUUCCUAUGAAUAUUUGAUAUUAUUUACAAAUGAAGUCUGUUAUUGCAUAGUACUUCUAUACUUCAGAUCUUUUAAUGGAAAUAUCUAACAAAGAGUUAUCUAGACAAUUAACAAUUUUAAAGUAAUAUAUUACUGCAUUAUUUUCUUUUUGUAAUUUAUUAAAAAUUUAUCAGAAAAAGUAACUUAUAUAUUUUACUAGAGUUUGUACAGUAUUUCCAUUUACAUUCAUUUGUAUCUUAAAAACGAAGAUAGUAGCUUUAAUUGGUUUCAUAGUCAGAAAGUAUUUAUAUGAACUGUUAGAAGCUGACAUUUGUUAGAAACAAUUUAUAUUUCAUGAUGACCAAGCUGGCUUGGUUAUUUGGAUAUAGAUAUGUUUUGAUUUCAUUAUUUACAUCUCAGUGUUGUAGGUUGGAGAUUAUUAGAUAAUCUCCUAAAACUAUCUGAUAUUUACUUCAUCAUUGGGAUUCUGCAAAAGGUUUUCUAUUUAAUUUAAUGGUUAGACUGGAGUAAUUUGAAACUUUUAUACACCAAAUACUGCUAAAUGAUUUGAUAUACAUUGAAAAUCUUUUUUCAAAAAAAAAAUUUGUUUCAACUUUCUAUUUUUCAUUCUGUUAUUAUUUGUAUUAAUGAUUUCAGAAGCAAAAUAAACAAAACACACACACACACAUACACACAAAUGCAUAUCUAUCUUUCACACACAUGCUACGUAUGUCACCUGGGUGCAUGUAUCCUGGCACACAUCCAUCAAACUCUUUACAUAUUAUACAGUGACUGAGUAUAUGUAAUGUUUUUUCCUAUAUUUUGUUUAGGUGUUUCCUAUGAAGCAGAAUGAAAGCCACGCAAACAACUGAUCUCUUUCAAAUAAUUUAGACAAUGUCAUAUUUGUAUGCAUGUAUUAAAGCAUGCUUAUGUGUUCAUCAUAUCAGAAUGGUGCAUGUAUGCUGUUAUACUGAUUGAUAUUUCCUAAAUUGUUUCCUGAAACAGAAUAUUCAUAGUUCAAUCUGUUACAGGGAACAAUAUGAAUCUGUUGUAUUUGCACAUAGUUUUAUUGGAAUGUUUCAUCAAUCCUAUUAAGAGAGUGGAUACAUUUGAUUUCUUUUGUACAUUUAUCCUUUGGUAAAAAAUUUUCUAUGGACAUCAUUAUAUAUCAUUUUUGCAACAUCAUUAGUAGUUGUUUAUUUACAAUGUGGGAGAGCUAAUAUUUUAUAUCACUACAGUGUCAUAACAUAUUUGCAUUUCUUUUAUCAACCAAGAAUUUGUUAGCUAUACUUUGUAGUUUGAUGAAAAGGUGUUAUGUUUUAGCUCAAGGAGGCACUACAUAUCCAGUACUGUUUUCGGUUUGUAAUUGAGUAAAUAAUGUAGCCACUAAAAAUUUAGUGACAAAAUAAUUGCAAAGAUGGUCUUCCAAUAACAUUAAAUAUACAGCUGCAAGGAACUUACAGUACAAAAGCACUGAAUAACAACUAUUUCUGUUGUUUAAAUUCCACAACACAUUUCAGAUACAAUUGUUUUGUUUAUAAGAAAUUUAUCAAUGCAGCUCCCAAAUCUUUUUCUGCUCACAUUCCCAUUUAUCUUGCAUGUAACAGUGUAUCAUCUAAUUGUGUUUGUCCUUGUAUGCCUAUAUUUUUGCUCUUCAUUGUGGUUAUUAGAGAACCUCACAUACAUAGAUUAUCACUACAGAAAUCCUGAUGUCAAAACUAAAAGAUUUAUUUACUAUAGGGCUUGUGCUUAUCUGUGUUUAAGUUGAAUGUGACACGAAAGAAAUUGUGGAUAUAAUUAUUUUAAGCUUGAAGUUGCUGAUUAAGUCUCUAAUGCUGAAGCGAUUGUUUACAGAGAAGUCAUCUCCACAGAAUAAAUGUCUGGAUAUGAGUAAGCAUAUUGGAAUGACAGAGAGUAAAUUCAUUUACUUUAAUUACACUCCUUCAAAAUAUA
Messenger RNA from Octopus sinensis (East Asian common octopus), 3465 nucleotides. Its product is annotated as ankyrin repeat domain-containing protein 13C-A. Lineage: Eukaryota; Metazoa; Mollusca; Cephalopoda; Octopoda; Octopodidae. Gene Ontology annotation, molecular function: protein binding. The record is from RefSeq and is a predicted model, not a curated record. The coding region runs from base 74 to 1387 and encodes 437 amino acids. The transcript is spliced from 13 exons. Gene Ontology annotation, cellular component: cytoplasm.